Sugiyamaella lignohabitans is the source of this 1848-nucleotide messenger RNA. It is a transcript of the gene MSS4, whose product is annotated as 1-phosphatidylinositol-4-phosphate 5-kinase. The record is from RefSeq and is a predicted model, not a curated record. Bases 1 to 1848 code for a protein of 615 amino acids. Lineage: Eukaryota; Fungi; Ascomycota; Dipodascomycetes; Dipodascales; Trichomonascaceae. The transcript has a single exon. Gene Ontology annotation, biological process: phosphatidylinositol metabolic process. Gene Ontology annotation, molecular function: phosphatidylinositol kinase activity.
AUGGCUGCCGUUUUCUUUACCAACGGUGAUUAUCGUCCUUCUAAUGGAACCCACAAGGUCCCUCGUCGUCCUGUUUUGAGUGACGUCCAUUGCGGUGUUUCUGUGCCCAAGUAUGGUGCUUGUGUACAACAAGAGAACCGUCGCCCUGCCAGACGUUCUGCUUUUGCUUAUCACAAGGUUUUGAUCCUUGAAUGUUCCCCCGAUGACUCUGGUGUCUCGGUUGGAUCUGAUGAGACCCUCAAUGAACCCACCGUCUGGAAACCCAUCGAUAUUGUUGCCGAACAAGCUUAUUGUGACGAGUCGAGUAACACCUGCUCUGCUACCAUUGAUAAUGAUGAUGAUGACAACUCCUCUGAGUGGUCUUUUGAGGCUGGAGACGAGGCUGCCUUUUCCACCCGCCAAAUUCAAGCUGCCUGGUCCGAUGAGAACACUGAAUCUAUCUGGUCGGCCCCUGCUGCCUCUUGGGCUCUAGCUGAUUGCCCUAUUGAAAUUGAUGAGAAUGACUCUACUACUGAGUCCCAUGGCGAUGUUACAUUGGUUGAGUCGCCUUUGGAAACCACUCACAGUGACUUGGCUGAAUCUGAGGAAAUCACUCCUGUCGAGGUGGAUGAUCAAACCCCUUGCGCUAUGGCCGACGCCCCUGCCCCUACCAUCGAGGGCACUUGUUCUAUUGACAGUCUUGUUGUUGAGAUUAUUGCCGUUGCAAACUUAUACAAGGGUUUGCCACAAUUGAUUGUUUCUGGUGGCCUCAAACCUGAACCAGACUCCGAGUUUCCCCAAACAGCUCCUUUGGCUCCAUCGAAGCCUAUUGCUCAAACUCCCUCUGACGAUUUGGUCAUUCAGGUUGAGGAAGUCGACAAGUCCAAAACACCAUUGUUGUUGACAAGAGCCAAGGCAAAGCUGACUACCCUUACUGGUCACGCUGCCCCUAUCACGAAAUCCACUCUUAUGUUUAAUGGCGUUCAAUCUGCCGUCUAUGCUACUCCCCUUAGUAGCCAAGAGCCCCUCACUAUGGAGAACAAGAAGUACAGACUUGAUGGAGGUGCCAUUAUUAAGGCCUAUUCGCCUAUUGUUUAUCAGAACAUCCGCACCCUUUGUGGAAUUGACUAUCAUGAGUUUUUGAACUCGUUUGUUUUGCAGUCUGACUUGACUAAGACUAAAUCUCCUGGUAAAUCUGGAUCCGAUUUCUUGUUUACACCUAAUGGCAAGUACAUUAUUAAGACCAUCAAACGCAAAGAGCACAACGUCAUUGCUAAUGCGGACUUUUUGGCCGACUAUUACAAUCAUAUCAAGGCCCACCCCGGUACUCAGCUCCCUUUCUAUCUUGGAAACUUCACCCUUAUUGCUGAUGGAAAGAAGACUCACUUUGUCAUUAUGAAGAAUUUGCUUCAGAAGAAGACUGAUCUGAUUUACGAUCUUAAGGGAUCGAGCCAUGACCGACGUGCUGGACCUAGAAAAGACAAUCGUGGUCGUGUAGUGUUCAAGGACCUUGACUGGACUGACAAACACGAGGCUAUCUCAAUGAGUCAAGAGGACCGAGACAAGUUAAUGGUUCAAGUGUCAAAGGAUGUCGAUUUCUUGAAGCGACACAAUAUCAUGGAUUAUUCAUUAUUGGUAGGACUUCAGAGUGAUACUCGUACUUGUGAACAACAACCUGUUAUUGGUAUGAUUGAUACCCUCUGCCCCUUCAGUUGGCGCAAGAGAGCGGAGACCACUGUCAAAGGACUGAUAUUUGGCAGGUCCGCUGUGGAUGUUGUUCACCCUUCGAAGUAUGGAGCGAGAUUCCUUAAUUUCGUUCAAUCUGCCGUGGUCCCUGGACCCAGCAGAUCAGUGUCUACUCGUUGCUAA